AUGAACCGGCUGUUCGGCUCCAAGGCUGCCAAGCCCAAGCCGUCGCUCAACGAUGCCAUCGCCUCCACCGAGUCACGCGCCGACGGGGUCGAGGUCAAGAUCCGCAAGCUCGAUGCGGAGCUCGCGCGGUACCGCGACCAGAUGAAGAAGAUGCGCGACGGUCCGGGCAAGACGGCGAUCCAGCAACGCGCCCUGCGCGUGCUCAAGCAAAAGAGACUCUACGAGAACCAGCUGGCGCAGCUGCAGCAGCAGUCGUACAACAUGGAGCAGGCCACCAUGACCACCGAGAACCUGCGCAACACCAUGGCCACGUUUGACGCCAUGCAGACCGCCAACAAGGAGAUGCGCAAGACGUACGGCAAGAUCGACCUCGACAAGAUCGAGUCCAUGCAGGACGAGAUGGAGGACCUCAUCGAGGCGGCCAACGAGGUGCAGGAGACGCUCGGUCGCAGCUACGGCGUGCCGGACGAGGUGGACGAGGAGGAUCUCCAGGCCGAGCUCGAUGCGCUCGCAGACGAUCUGGAUGCAGAGGAUGUAGGUGCGGAUGCGGUGCCCAGCUAUCUGCAGUCCAACCAGGAACUGCCAGACUUUGUCGAUGAGCUCCCCAACCACGCACAAGCAGAAGGCGCAAAUGCAGAGCACGGAGAGGCGCUCCGUGCGGCGUGA
Messenger RNA from Moesziomyces antarcticus, 666 nucleotides. Its product is annotated as charged multivesicular body protein 5. NCBI's taxonomy places the organism in Eukaryota, Fungi, Basidiomycota, Ustilaginomycetes, Ustilaginales, Ustilaginaceae. Gene Ontology annotation, cellular component: multivesicular body. Gene Ontology annotation, biological process: late endosome to vacuole transport via multivesicular body sorting pathway; vesicle budding from membrane. The transcript has a single exon. Bases 1 to 666 code for a protein of 221 amino acids. The record is from RefSeq and is a predicted model, not a curated record.